GCUUGCCCACCACUUCUACCCCCUUGACCCAGGACACCCAACAACCACCAUUGGGCGUUGGCAACUCCCGCACAUCUGCCCAACCACACAUGCACAUGGUAGAUCUCUAGCCCUGUAUAGUGGUAUCCAAACACCAACCAACCACUUCCUAAGGCCUCUUCAACCAAACAAGCAAAGCUAACCCCCAAGAGAAGAAAUCAGCCAAGACGAUGAAGAGGGAAGGAUGGCAGCACGGCACUGUCAGGAUCAGCCGCAGCAAGCAGCUAAGGAUCGCCGCUGACGACGACGAGGAGGCGACGGUCGGCGCCGUGGUGCUGGGGAAGGCGCCGGCGAAGCCGACGAACGCGUCCAAGAGCACGGGCAAGUGCCGGCGGCCGCGGUGCGCGGGGUGCCACCACCACCCGGUGACCAAGGCCCGGGACAAGGCCAAGGGCGCGCACAAGCUGCGCGAUUGCGACGUCGCGCUCAACCACCGCCUCGUGUCCUGGCGCGUCAUCGACGGCACCGCGGCGGGCACGGGCAUCCCGGACUACAAGGGCACCUCGGCGUCGUCCUUGCUGGCCUACCUGGCCGGCGGCGACAGCAGCUGGCACGAGGACGACGACGAUGGCGAAGGCGGGCUGUCUGACCUGUACGACCUCAUUAUCGGCCGUCACGCCGACGCCGAAGCUCCGGCAGACCAAGACGCUGACCUGGCGCGUGCCACUGACAUAGCAGUAGGACACACCGAUGCAAUUGAAGAGCAGGGGCAAGAUGGCGAUGAUGACAAGGAAGAGGAGGAGGACGACAUGGGGUUCUGCAUGGUGGGCAUCACGAUCACGCUGGAAUUCUCCGAUGGGGAGGAGGACUGGAUCGUGGUGGAGGAGAUCUGAUCCGAUCUCAUCGAUUUGGCAAUGCCAAAUUCCAAAUAAAGACAUGCAAGAUAGGCCAUAUCCAUUCCUCUGGGUAUGCAUGGUCCUGUCUCUCCCCUAUGUUGGUGGUGUAUAUAUACUACUGCUCUGUUCAUUGUGUUCAUGUGUAUAUGGUGACUGUUAAUCUGAUUGUAGUCAUGGAUUAUGCAUGAUCAAAACCUGAAUUUCUUAUUUGUGAAUAAAGUGGAGAAGUGGGUUCUUCUUCA
Molecule: messenger RNA, 1117 nt
Organism: Phragmites australis (common reed)
Lineage: Eukaryota; Viridiplantae; Streptophyta; Magnoliopsida; Poales; Poaceae
Exons: 1
Coding region: 210-872 (220 amino acids)
Source: RefSeq, a predicted model, not a curated record